AUGGUUGAUGGUGAGGAAUUUGUCAGUACUUCAGAUGGAAAUUCAUUGGAAACUACGUCACUUAGUUAUCGCUAUAAAAAAAAUAAUCAACCUUUUUUUUCAACACAAGAAUGUGUAAAUCCAUUGGGAAGAAGUGGAAGUUGCAUCAAUAUCAGAGAUUGUGGACCUCUCAUUGAAAUUCUGAGGAGAGACGGAAAUUCGGCUGGAGACUUUUUGAGACGUUCAGUGUGUAGAUUCGAGGGUUCAAAUCCUAUUGUCUGUUGUCCAAGUGGCAAUGGAGAAUUUCGUAACAGAAGUACUACUCAUACGACCAUACCUACAUCUCAGCGAGAUUCGACAUACUUUCCGAUUUAUCCACCAGUAUGUGGUACUCCAAUGGCUAAUAUUGAGGUUCCCAAAGUUGUUGGGGGUGUACCAGCUAAAUUGGGUGCUUGGCCUUGGAUGGCAGCCCUGGGAUACCGUUCUAAAACAUCAUCAAACAAACCAAGAUGGCUUUGCGCUGGAAGUCUAGUAUCAUCUCGUCAUGUCAUAACAGCAGCUCAUUGUGUACAUCGUCUCAAUGAUCUCUAUUUAGUACGUUUGGGUGAUCUUGAUCUCGAUGAUAGUGUCCCGGAUGGUGCGAAUCCCAUUGACAUUCCCAUUGAACAAGUUCAUGAACACCCCCAAUACAGUGAUGUUCAGUACACUAAUGACGUAGCUGUAUUGAAAUUGGCAUGGGAUGUUGAAUUUUCCGAUUUGAUUCGUCCAAUAUGUUUGCCGUUGACCGAAGAAAUUUAUAAUACGGAUUUUACUAAUGCUUUGCCAUUUAUCGCUGGAUGGGGAUCUGUUUAUUUUCGAGGACCUAGUGCUAGUCAUCUUCAGCAACUUCAAAUGCCUGUAGUUGAUACAGAAACGUGCAAAACCGCGUUUACCCGUUUUAAAAGUACAGUAAUUGAUGAGCGAGUUCUCUGUGCGGGCUAUCGGAGAGGUGGUAAAGAUGCUUGCAAAGGAGACAGUGGGGGCCCGCUAAUGCAUCCAAGACACAAAGUUUUUUAUAUAAUUGGUAUAGUCUCAUUUGGUUAUCGGUGCGCCGAACCCGAAAUCCCGGGUGUAUAUACAAGAGUAACGCAAUUUCUUGAUUUCAUAAAGUCUCAUUUGAAUUAAA
Fopius arisanus is the source of this 1144-nucleotide messenger RNA. RefSeq names its product venom protease-like. Gene Ontology annotation, molecular function: serine-type endopeptidase activity. Bases 1 to 1143 code for a protein of 380 amino acids. The transcript is spliced from 6 exons. Gene Ontology annotation, biological process: proteolysis. NCBI's taxonomy places the organism in Eukaryota, Metazoa, Arthropoda, Insecta, Hymenoptera, Braconidae. The record is from RefSeq and is a predicted model, not a curated record.